Molecule: messenger RNA, 2711 nt
Organism: Fomitopsis serialis
Lineage: Eukaryota; Fungi; Basidiomycota; Agaricomycetes; Polyporales; Fomitopsidaceae
Exons: 7
Coding region: 150-2705 (851 amino acids)
Source: RefSeq, a predicted model, not a curated record
CACGAUGCCAGUCUUCGCCUCUGUAUUUGAACAUCAACGCUCGUCGCCAAACCGAGAUCCGUCUCUGGCUCACAAUCAUCUCUUUCAUCGCAUAACCUGGCGUUCGUCCUCACCCGUAUAGACAUUAGCGGCGGUUGCGACCAUCUCACAUGCCACUACCAAAGUGGACUUUCGCUUCAAUUGAGUCGCUGGAUUCUCUGGAUGAUGCAGUGCAAGGGCGUUGUCAGCAUCAGAUCGGAUACAUAGAGAGCUUUAGGGCCUAUUACCGACAGACAAGGCUGGAAAUUCCCCAAGUCUGGAUGGUACCGGAACUACCGAUACAACGGGAGGCAAGUAUAGCCUUCGAGUGGACGGAGGAAAGACAGUUCAAUUUGGAGCUCCUCCUUGGUCAACUCCGUCAUAUCCCGGACGAACUUGUCUAUGUAACGGACGAAGAGCUCUUUCAACGACUGCCUUGCGAUCCCGCAGCGCCGCUUAGCUUCUGUCUAUCUGCUGAACGUCAUAAGCACACGCGUUAUUACGAUCACGACGGGGCAGAGGAAGCGGUCUGCAAAACACAUAUGUCACUGUACCAAGUGACCCAAGUGCUGCAGUACCGGGACUCGGAAACCGUGGCCGAGCACGCUAUUGCGACAGCAUUCGACGGUAUUCCUGGUGCCUAUGUUCGAAGGCAGAAUCUCGGCGUGAUGGGACUCAAUGACACUCUCGCUGAGGACAUCGGGUCCAUCGACUGCGUCGUUCUGUUCUAUCCUACAGGACCAUCUACACCGAGAUCUAUGGAGCAGCUUGCCUAUACGCCUAUCAGUGCCGUUAACCCAGCUCUUCUUCUGUGUGCAAAGGGUCCAGCACGGUGGCCUGACAAGUACGAAGACUCCACUGAGGAACUUCCGUCGAUUUUACGCAACCUCGCUGGUUUGGCCGAAGUAAGUCUAGCUUCAAUGGUGCACGCGCGCCCCACAACCGCAAAUACACAAGAGGAGGAUCCACAGGACUUCCUGCUGACGAUGGGCCUGGUAUAUGACUCGGAAUACAUCCGCCUGGUGGCGCACAUUCCGUAUGCCGUCGCAAAUGGCUACAAGUAUCUAUCAUUGCUGUUUGACACACUCCCAUUCCCGUGUCGAUGUGUCGGGGGCGCCAGCGAAUUCGUCCGAGGGCGUUAUCGAGUCGCGCUUGCGUUGCUGUCUAUGCAGCAGCACAUCUUCCGCAUGGCAACCCACCUGGACAGCGUCAAGCUCCCAGAGAGCCUUCGAGAGGCUCAGCGGUCAGUCAUGCACGAUCUGCUUGUGGACAGAUUUGCGGAAACUCGCAUGGAACUCGAUACACCGACCCCGACGGACGUGUCAGACGAAGAGUUAGACGACCGCAUCGACACUCGAGGUCGUCCCGGUUCAGACACGUUUCAAGCUUACGAGCGUAGCAUCGAGCGCGUAAAACCUGUUGUUCACGCCUGGAUACUCGGGCAGCAUGUAGGACAACAAUCUGCGGGUGAAGGGUUUGAUCCACCGCCGAGCCACGUCAGUCCAAAGAUAGCGUCGGAGAACGCUCGCGAGAACAUCCAAUAUACACCCAUACCUCCCAUCGAUCGGCGUCGCGGGGGUCUGCAUGUGGAUAUAGCUCAGCCGAAACAGGUCGCAGAACAUGUACGGAAUGUGUUGAGUCUCGCUCAACUCGAGUGUGAGAAUCUCCCUCCCGACGUCAUUCUUGGCUCGACAACAUUGAGUAGUAUCUGGGAAUACAAGGAGUUGGAUUGGGAGAGUCCGCAUAAUCGGGACGCCAGCUGGUAUUCUCUCGCUAAGCGGUAUUGGUCAGAAUCCUGGGGCUACGUGGAUACAACCUUCAUUCAAAGAGGCGUACACCCGGUACCAGUCCCAUCCGACUACCAAGAGACAUCUGUCUUGGCAGGCAAGGCUAUGCCUGCGGACAAUGCCUCUCAAUUGACGACAAAUCUCAUGAAAGUUAUCAUGGCUUUCUUCCAUCGACGUGCCGUCAGCAUGCGCACUACCUUGGGACGCGCGUGGCUAGAGGUGUUCGACGGGUCCCAUGAGUAUCAUGCGCACGUACCCAGGCUUUACGUUCGGAGUGACGUGACAGAUGAACAGAAGGCCAGCCUCCUGCCUUUGUUUUAUCCGUGUUCUCUGUCCCAACAGCUCGCUCGAGAACUCGCGUCAGAAAGGCUCAUCGGGGAGACGAUUGAGCAAAUGCUCGGACCGCAAUCCAAGUUUUGGACCUUCAUAAGCUCGACAGGGGUCCCAGCUGUCAGAAGUGACUGCAUCCCACUGGCUGUUGUUCUCCACGGCGAUCCUGAUAUGAAAGGCGACGACGUGAUGGCCGCACGCAAGCUCAUGACUCGAGCACUUCACGGGACAUUGACGUUGCUUACUAUGCGACAUUACAAGAAUCAAGGCUGGGAUUUUGACCGCCGUUUGACCCAAGCAGAUGCGCGUGUCCAGCUAGACGAACAGUAUCUCGUGUUCAGCGUGCUCUAUAGCAGGCAGCUAUUUGAGAUUGACAUCAACUUCCCAGUGCUCGCGUGGGACAAGAAGAUGGAACGAAGCAAAUGGACCUUCGUCAACGCCCCGGUGAUGAACAAGGAAUGCACACAGCCUAUGUACAUGCACUACAAGGUGGACCUCUUUCAUGCGCUCUUAUACAUUGAACAGCAUAUCUACUUGUUGAGCAAUUGGCUCGGACUCGGUCGAACUUGAAGGAGA